CAAAGUUUUGCAAAUAGGUUUGUAAUUUCAGAAUUAUAAUAAUAAGUUAAAGAGAAAAAGAAGAAUCGGCACCAUUCACCAAACAUUUUAAAUAAUUCAAUACUGAAAAAGAAUGCAAAUUUAUAUAGACUGUAAAUCAGAGACAAAUAGCGGGGUACCAGAAUGGGCUAUUAUAGAACUGCAAGGUUUAGUUCAAACGAAAAAAGAACUUAUGUCAGGACCUACUGCGGUUGGAGACUUACAUUAUUUUAGUAGGAAUAAGCAUCCAGUGUUAAUUCUUGGUCAUCAUGUUUUAAAUGGAAAAGAAAUAAAACUGGAACAGCCAAUGGCAGUCAUAGAAAAAGAAACGAUAAAUGGUUAUAUCGACUAUAAAGUGAAAGCUAUUGUUAAAAAGAAAUUACUAUUCAAAUCUAGGCCUAAACCAAUUAUAUCAAAUGUGGCUGAAAGGGUGUAAAGUAAUAAAUUUUUAUUUUGAGUAA
Molecule: messenger RNA, 479 nt
Organism: Colias croceus (clouded yellow)
Lineage: Eukaryota; Metazoa; Arthropoda; Insecta; Lepidoptera; Pieridae
Product: chromosome transmission fidelity protein 8 homolog
Exons: 2
Coding region: 113-454 (113 amino acids)
Biological process (GO): mitotic sister chromatid cohesion
Cellular component (GO): Ctf18 RFC-like complex
Source: RefSeq, a predicted model, not a curated record